This is a messenger RNA of Dictyostelium discoideum AX4, 1287 nucleotides long. It is a transcript of the gene idhM, whose product is annotated as isocitrate dehydrogenase (NADP+). NCBI's taxonomy places the organism in Eukaryota, Evosea, Eumycetozoa, Dictyosteliales, Dictyosteliaceae. Gene Ontology annotation, cellular component: mitochondrion. The transcript is spliced from 2 exons. Bases 1 to 1287 code for a protein of 428 amino acids. Gene Ontology annotation, biological process: isocitrate metabolic process. The record is from RefSeq and is a predicted model, not a curated record. Gene Ontology annotation, molecular function: NAD binding; isocitrate dehydrogenase (NADP+) activity; oxidoreductase activity, acting on the CH-OH group of donors, NAD or NADP as acceptor.
AUGAUUUCAAAUAUUAGUAAAAAAAUCCUUUCAAAUUCAUCAAAAUUCAUUCAACAACAAUCUUAUUCCACAAAAAGAAUUAAAGUAACAGGACCAGUUGUUGAAAUGGAUGGUGAUGAACAAACUAGAAUUAUGUGGGAAUCAAUUAAAUCAAAAUUAAUUUUCCCAUAUGUUGAUAUUACACCAGAAUAUUAUGAUUUAGGUUUACCAAAUCGUGAUGCAACCAAUGAUCAAGUUACAAUUGAUGCAGCCAAUGCAAUUAAGAGAGCAAAGAUUGGUGUUAAAUGUGCAACCAUCACACCGGAUGAAGCACGUGUAAAAGAGUUUGGAUUAAAGGAGAUGUGGAAAUCACCAAACGGUACCAUUCGUAAUAUUUUGGAUGGUACAGUAUUCAGAGGACCAAUCAUUUGUAAGAAUUUACCAUUGUUAGUACCAGGUUGGAAGAAACCAAUCAUCAUUGGUCGUCAUGCUCAUGGUGAUCAAUACAAAGCCACCGAUUUCGUUGUUAACGGUCCAGGUAAAUUAGAGAUGAUUUUCACACCAAGUCAAGGCGAGCCAAUUAAAAAGGUGAUCUAUGAUUUCAAAGGUUCAGGUGUUGCAAUGGGUAUGUAUAAUACAACUAGCUCAAUCACUGCUUUCGCUCAUAGUUGUUUCCAAUACGCUAUCGAUAAAAAGUAUCCAUUAUAUCUCUCCACAAAGAACACAAUUCUCAAGAAAUACGACGGUCAAUUCAAAGACAUUUUCCAAGAGAUCUACGAAAGAGAAUACAGCACUAAAUUUGGUGAAUUGGGUAUUUGGUAUGAACAUAGACUCAUUGAUGAUAUGGUUGCUUUUGCACUCAAGAGUGAGGGUGGUUUCGUUUGGGCUUGUAAAAACUAUGAUGGUGAUGUUCAAUCAGAUAUCGUCGCCCAAGGUUAUGGUAGUUUAGGUCUUAUGACUUCAGUAUUAACCAAUGCUGAUGGAGUUUUCGCAAGUGAAGCCUCCCAUGGUACUGUCACUAGACAUUUCCGUGAACAUCAAAAAGGUAAUGAAACUAGUACCAAUUCUGUUGCUUCCAUUUUCGCUUGGACAAGUGCACUUGGUCAACGUGGUAAAUUAGAUAACAAUAAAGAUCUCGUUAAAUUCGCUCAAGAUAUGGAAAAAGCAUGUGUUGAAUCAAUUGAAUCUGGUUUCAUGACUAAAGAUUUAGCAAUUUGUAUCAAAGGAAACCAAGUUAAAAGAUCAAAUUACUUAAAUACUGAAGAAUAUAUUAACAAAGUUGCUGAAUUUUAUAAUAAAAUUAAAUAA